AUGACCUCAAUGGCGGGCACUUUCACUCUCGCCCUCGACCCUACUACACAUUUCGGCUUUUCGGAAGAGGGGUCUCAUACUGACUACGAGCUGGCUCUCUCCCCGCGAUCGGAUGAUAUCAGAGCCAUGCUGGGAUCCAACGACUUCCCCUACGACCUCGAUACCGCGGGAGUGAUGAACCAAAAACAGAAUAUGACCAAGGCGCAGCCGCUCACUGGGUUCGAGCAGUGUGCUUCAGCCUUUCCAGCAAAUCCCCAGAGAGAUGUAGAGAUCUACAACAGCCCAUAUCACAUGGAGACUACGAUUCCAUGGGAAACUGACUGUAUGAUGUACACCUCACUGCCACAGCGCAUGGUGAGGUAUACCUCUCCAUUGGGCUCUUGCGGAGGAGACCAAUCUACAUCUGAUUCCUCCAUGAGCGAGUACUCGUGGAACUCUCCUAAGCUCUAUCCUAGCGUCAACGAUGUAUUCGACUCGCCAAUCACCGAAAAAUGCCAGUUCUCGGAUGGCAUCGACAAUGCUCUGUCUAGGAGCCUAAGUGGUUCGCAGUUAGGAAGUGAAUGUUCUGUCUCACCUAAAGAUGUACAACAUUACCCCGAUCCUGUCCCUACCCAAAGCCCUAUUUUUGAAGACCUCAUGCUGUCUAACAAGCCGCCCCGAUCUAUCCCUGCCUUCAUGUCACAGUCCUUUUCACUACAAAACCUGGACUCACGGCUCGGGCAAGAUGACAUGGUCUUCGGAGAUCAUCUACAAACUGGGAACAACGAAAUAGUUGAUCCCGCCCUAGGCGAGGCCUAUCUCGACCGCCAGAACAGUCUCUCGGGAAUCACUUCUGCGGGAUUUUCUGGCUUGGUUCACAAGCGAGUAAAGUAUAACGAGAUAAAAGCAGAUAGCUCCGCUUCGAUACCCAGCCCUCCAUUAUCCCCAAGCGGCAGUGAGAGUGGUGUACGAAAGAACCGAGCGAAGCCAAAGCAAAGACAAUCCCCAGUCAGCAAACGCACGACUAGGCGAACCCCGUCUAAGAGUUCAAGUUUCAGCAUUCCCCGAAAUCGCCAAUCGGCGGCGGACCGCAUCUUCUCCUGCGUUUUUGCCCCAUAUGGUUGCACAAGCUCCUUUGCCUCCAAGAAUGAGUGGAAGCGCCACGUUCUAUCCCAACAUCUCCAGCUUGGCUUUUAUCGAUGUGACAUUGGUCACUGCAAGGUGUCUAAACCGUCCAACUCUAUGAUGUCCACUCCCUACUCCUGCGAUUGCCCAACCUCCAUCUCCUCUUCCCCUUCUCAUUCAUGCACUAUUACCACUAUGCGUACCCCCAACGACUUCAACCGCAAAGACCUCUUCACCCAACACCUUCGCCGCAUGCACGCGCCUUGGUUGACUCUCCCCUCUCCACAUGAACCUACCAAGGGAGAACGUGAAGCUUUCGACAAACAGCUUGAUGAAGUGCGAGCCAGAUGCUGGGUCCAGCAACGGCAAGCUCCUCAGCGAAGCCAGUGCAACUACUGCAGCCAUGAAUUUGUUGGCCCACACUCCUGGGAAGACCGCAUGGAACAUGUGGGCAAGCACUGCGAAGUUAUGGAUACCGAAGAGCGCGAAGAUGUUGCUCUACGUGAGUGGGCCAUUGAAGAGGGUGUCAUUCUACCAUAUGGGCCUGGCAAGUGGCUGCUAGCAAGCAUACUGAAUGGCAGUGGAAAGAAAUCCUGUGGAUACUCCUCAUAG
This is a messenger RNA of Trichophyton benhamiae CBS 112371, 1716 nucleotides long. RefSeq names its product C2H2 finger domain protein, putative. The transcript has a single exon. The coding region runs from base 1 to 1716 and encodes 571 amino acids. Gene Ontology annotation, molecular function: DNA-binding transcription factor activity. NCBI's taxonomy places the organism in Eukaryota, Fungi, Ascomycota, Eurotiomycetes, Onygenales, Arthrodermataceae. The record is from RefSeq and is a predicted model, not a curated record.